AUGGACCACAUCACUAUGGACCACAUUACUAUGGACCGCAUCACUAUGGACCGCAUCACUAUGGACCGCAUCACUAUGGACCGCAUCACUAUGGGCCGCAUCACUAUGGACCACAUUACUAUGGACCACAUUACUAUGGACCACAUUACUAUGGACCACAUUACUAUGGACCACAUUACUAUGGACCACAUUACUAUGGACCACAUUACUAUGGACCACAUUACUAUGGACCACAUUACUAUGGACCACAUUACUAUGGACCACAUUACUAUGGACCACAUCACUAUGGACCACAUCACUAUGGACCACAUCACUAUGGACCACUAUGGAUCACAUCACUAG
Molecule: messenger RNA, 342 nt
Organism: Knipowitschia caucasica
Lineage: Eukaryota; Metazoa; Chordata; Actinopteri; Gobiiformes; Gobiidae
Source: the annotation of a GenBank genome assembly